This is a messenger RNA of Phyllotreta striolata, 1622 nucleotides long. The record is from the annotation of a GenBank genome assembly. Lineage: Eukaryota; Metazoa; Arthropoda; Insecta; Coleoptera; Chrysomelidae.
AAAUCGCGCAAGUUAUAAUAAUGUUGCGGUUUAUUUUCUACACAACUGUUGUUUACUGCUCAUUAGAUUUUGUGUUACAGUCGGUAUCUUCCGAAGAAUUUUUCGACGUGGAAACUAGGUAUAUUGAUGUACCAUUAACCCAUAACGAAUGGCACACGACCAUAAAUACCUUCAAACUGAGAUAUUUGAUCAACGUCAAGCACUAUACAAACGAAGGGCCUCUCUUCAUUUACCUCGGCAGUGCGGGCGAUAUUAACGUAUUCGCUCAAAAUAGCGGUUUUUUGUUCGACAUUGCUAAAAUCUUCCAAGCUGCGCUGGUUUUUGUCGAGCACAGAUAUUACGGAAAAUCCAUUCCCUUUCUCAACGAAUCCAUUACCACAGAUAAUAUUAGGUAUUUAACUUCAACAGAAACUUUGGCUGAUUUCGCGUACGUUAUCAACAUGUUGAAAAUCGAUUUCUUCAAAAGUAUCUACGCCUUUGAUACCGCACCGAUCAUUGCUUUCGGAGAUGGUUACGGCGGAACCUUGGCCGCUUGGUUGCGCAUCAAGUACCCGCAUUUGGUACUCGGCGCCAUUUCCUCUUCGGCUCCGAUGCACUUCUCAUCGGAUAUCGAAAAUUGCGAAUGCUUCUACGAAGUAGUCACCAGGGCGUUUGAGAAAUACGGCGGAGAACAAUGCGUGAAAACCAUCAAGUUGGGUUGGGACGUUAUCAUCAAUUUAACUCGAAGCAAAUUAGGUCUGGAUUUCAUUUCGAACACUUGGAAACUCUGUCGCCCUUUAAGAACUGCCGAGGAAGUCAAUAAAUUGUUAGUCUGGUUAUCGAAUAUUUACGUUAAAUUAACGUUGAGAAACUACCAUUACCCGACAGAUUUUUUUACACCGUUGCCGGCUUACCCGAUCAAAGUAUUUUGCGACAAGCUGACGACUUCUUACAUCAACGAUACCAAAGGUUUGAUCGAAUACUACGGUCAAGCUUUGGAAAUUUACACGAACUAUUCGAGGAACAAAAUGUGUAACGAAUUCGAAGAUGUGACCGAUUACGUGCACAAAUAUCAAUUGUGCACAGAACUCGUAAUGCCUAAAUGUUCUAUCGAAUCAGACAUGUUCAUCAACAAACCGUGGAAUUUCCAAAACUACAGCAGAGAGUGUAAAGCCAUUUUCGGAGUUACUACCUCCUAUAGGGAUUGGACGUCGUUGGCGUACGGUGGUAAAAAUUUGAAAUAUUUCACAAACCUCGUCUUCAGUCAAGCCGAAAUGGAUCCAUACAGAUGCUACGGAAUUGUUGAUAAUGUAUCGGAAUCGAUUUCAUCGAUGCAAAUAAUGGAUGGUAUUCAUCGCAUUGAUUUCAGAAACCCUGAUAUUGCUGACAAUAAUUACAUUAUAUAUGCUAGGAGAAAAAUGAUCGAAAUCAUCAAGUCGUGGAUAAAUUAAUGGGAAUAUUGUGCUAAUAUGUAACUACUUGCAAUAUAACAAGCAACUUGAUCCUUGAUCGGGCUGUUUUUUUCUAAUCACAUUUCUCCUAAUGGAUGCAUAUAUGUGCACUACUCAGUCAAUACUUUCACUACCAUAAUGCACCAAUUUAACACCAUUGAGAUGAUUUAAGAAAGCGGUUGUUACUUGAGA